GUACAUCGCCCGUACUGUAGGACAGUUCUCUACGGAAGCCGCACCCAAUUUUUAUCACUCUAGUCGCGUAUCACUAUAAUAUAAUUUUUUUUUAUUAUUAUUAAUUCGAUAAAAAAAUAAAAAUAAAUUAAAAAGUGGAAAAAUAAAAUCGUGUCUAUAAUGUGUAGUGCACCGUCUUAGCAGAAAACUUUGUGUACAAGUUUCCUUGGUCGUGCCGCUGGGCUGUCGUUAGUGUCGAGUGCGAGUUUGUCAACCGAAAAACAUUUUGCUAGUGCGUGAGUGACGUGAAUGUGCUUUAUAGAAACAUCGGGCACUCGGCCGGACUGAAGUCAUACUUACGGAUAAGGGUAAGCCAUUAUAAAAUUAACAUUAUAUUCAUACUUCUUAGUAUUUAAAGUAGAACGUUGGGUGUUCUCCUUCGGUGAUAAGAAAACAAUCUGCUCAUAAACUUGACCAUGGUAUUUGACCACAAAACUGCCUAGUUUAGGGACAUUACUUAGUAAGAAUCUUAUGUCAUCAAAGAUCUUUGAAGUUAUCAAUAAACUUUGUGUUAACUGAUUCAUAUGAACAUAUAAAUUACUUUAAUAUACUACCUAGUAUUUAAGUUGCCUAUUGCUAAAUAUUAUGCUCUGAAAAUACCUUCAUUUUUGUUUUUCUAUACGAAUUUGAACAUUUUAAUUAAAACCAAUAGGUAACCUUAAAUGAAAAAAAAAUGUUUAUCUUCUUAAACUUGAUAUGUAAGUGUUGGUAGGGACCAGAUAGGUGCACUUAUGCAUAGGUAUCUAAUCCAUAAAAUAUUUUAUAUACCUAUUUUAUGUUAGUUCACAACUGAGGUAUAUUAGUUUUAGUUACCUACUUAUUUGAAAAGUUUAAGUUGAAAUUAUAGCGUUAUGUAAACAAAUUUUUCUUAAUCAAACACAAAAUAUCUUGUCAAUGUACAUUUAAAAUUUUUUGAAUACUUAUUAAAAAUCUAUAUUCUUCAUUUAUGUUAUAAUAAUAUUAAGUAUAGGUACCUACUAACAAAUUUAUAAUUUUAAUAGGUAUCUUUGUAAAAAAUGAUAAGUAAUAUAAUAAAUAUUUAUCUAAAUAUUAUUCUGCCAUAUUGUAAAAAAUAUCUAAAGUGAAGGUACCUAUAAGUGUUUAUAGAUUAUAAUGAUACAAUAUUUUUUAAAAAAUUAAAAAUAUUAUUCUAACAGACAAAUAUAUUAGAUAUGGCACUUAAUGGAUCUUAAUAUAUAUUUAAGUUAGUUGGUAUAUUUUAAAAUAUUAAAAUAUAAAGACAUUAUGAAUUCAAUUUGAAAAGUAUAAAAAUUAAUAUAACCAGAUCCAUACUAAACCUUUGAAUUUUUUUUUGUUGAUAGAAGUUAUCUUAGUAAAAAUUAUUUUGCUUUACAUUACCAGUAUGUUCCUAAAUAAUGUAGUUAUCUAUAAUCGAGUAAUUUAAUGUAAGUAUGAAAGCAGGUAUAAUGUAGACAUAAUGAGAGUUCCAUCAAUCAUAAGUUCAAAAUGAAAGUGAUUGUCACUUCCUUUUGUCGCAAUUGAUAUCAUCUAUUUUAUGAAUUUAUUAUAAAUAUUUAUAAAUUAUAACAUUGUAUUAUAUAUAAAAUACAUUUUAUAAUUUAAUAUGAUGACCUUUCAGUAAAUUAUUAUAAAUAAACAAAGAAUAAUUAUUCAUUAUAAAAUAACUACCUAUUUGGGAACUAAUUUAUUUUAUGAUAAUUAAGAGUAGUUGAUUAUAAGUAGAUGCCUACAUCUCAUGCAAUUUAUAAAAUAAUACACUUCUUAAUUGUAUUAAACCUGACUAAGAUUUAAUCUGUUUAAAUUAUGUUGAAUUGUAUUCAAUUUUUAUAUUUUUAAUUGAAUUAAGUAUUUAUGAAAGCCUUAUAAUAUUGUAAGAAUUUCUAUUAAAUAUUAAUUAUAUAAUAUAAGUAUGUAGGUAAUGUAGAAUAUCUAAAAAAUUAUAUAUACUAAACAAAUAUGAAUGGGUUUAUGAUUACUUAAGAUAUUUUGGAUGGAAUGUAUGUAAAAUAGUAUAAUAUGUUAAGUCUAUGGGUAAAAUAACUAGGUAAAGUAUGGGUAUUUAAAAAUGGUGCCGAUUUAAAAUUUAAUUUUUAACUUGAAAUAAUUAUAAUUUUUACAAUCACAUAUGGUUGAUUAACCUAUUUCUUGUUUUUAUAGCCUAUAUAGUAGUUGCUGGUGGUUAAUAUAAAUAUUGGUAUAUGAACACCUUAUGAAAUUUAAAACAUAUAAAAAUUAAAAUUAUUUAAGUACCUACCUAUGUAUAAUUGGUGUAAUAUAAUUUUUGAUCAAAUUGCAAUUUAUGGCUUCUAUAAUUUGAGACUACAUAAUAAAAUACUUACCUAAGAUAUCUGAUAUCUGACCUAAAAUUUAUUAUGAAAAUAACUUAGGUUUAUUUCCACUUUUGUUCUGAGCAUAUUUCUUGAUGGACUAUUUUUGAAGGUAGUUGAUGAUAUUUUCUAUAUAUUCUCUAUAUAUAUUAUUAUUAUCGCAUUUCAAUACUUUGUAAAAAUUUUUGUCAAUUUUACUUCUUGUCAAAUUAGAACAUAUUGUAGAGUUCAAUAAUAAAGAAAAUUAAUUUUUAAAAUUAUUAGUCUGAAAAUAAUUUAUAUUUAACAAAAUCAUUUUUAAGUUCCAAACAAUUCAUUAGUGAUUAAAGCUAAAUAGAUGUUUUUGUUUAAUUUUUUUGCUUAAUUAUUGCUAAAACUAUAGUUAUAUAAAACUUAACUUUAGUUGUACUAAUAUAUUAAUAUGUUUUUAUAUUGUUAUCAGUUUUGAUUUUAAUGGUAUCUAAAUAAUUUAUGUUGUGAAGUAAUGUAUUAAGGGCAUUCAAUAUGGAACGCAGAUUCCCUAUUUUAUCUAACACAUACAUAGCAUAGAAAUGUAUAAAACAAUUUUAUCAUCAGUUUGUUUGAUGCAAUGAAACGAUUUAAGUUCUGACAACAGAUUUAAAUUCUUUGUGAAAUAUACAGAAGAUUGGUCAGGCUACUUUUUUCAAUUUUUUUUUUAGUUUAUUUAAUAUAUUUUUAUAAAUUUUUGGAAAUUAAAAACUAAAAUUCAAAAAAGUGGCCUGGCUGAUUUCAUGAACACUUCAUGCUGAAUAUAAAUCUAUUUUCAAAACUCUUACCACUUCACUAUAAUAUAUCUACAUCAAUAGGCAAACUAUUCAUCUAAAUUGCUUUGAUGUGUGUUUGUUAAAUAAAGACAGAUAAGAAAAAUUGUUUCAAAUCCCUUAAGUUUAAGUUACUGUUUUAAUUGUUUAUUUUUUAAAAUUAAAAAUUGAAAUCAUGUUGUUGAUUUUAAUCUAUUAAAAUAUCAAAAUAACAACAAUUGUUCAAGUGGUUAGUUACCUAAUACUCAAAAAUAAAUGUAAAUGUAUAUAUAGUAUAUGUACACCUAUCAUGUAUAAAAUAUACUUUCCUUACCUACUUAGAUAUAUUUUAUAGGUACCUAUAUUUAUUUAAUUUUUAAACAUGUAAUAAUUAGUCUCGAGUAGGUAUACAAACAAAAAUACAAUUAGGUACAUAAGUGGAAAUAUAAUAGGUAUAUUAUCAUUGUCCAUUAACAAUAAUUACUAUUUAUUUACAUUCUAUGAGUUCUAUGAAUUUUACUAUAGUUUUUAUAAUCAUUAAUAAUAUAAUAUACUAGUUAUCAUUAUCAGAUGUUGUCCAAGAUUUAUAACAACCAUAAAGUAGAAUUAAUUUAUCCAAUAAAAACUAAAACAAAAAUGUCAUAAACAGAUAAAAAAAUAAAUCAAAGUACAUAUAGAUAUUACGGAAAUGGUUAUGUAGGUACCAUAGUCCAUAUGUAAACAUCAUAUUUUAUAGUUUUAUACAGAAUGUUUCAUUGUCUUUCUCAAUGCUAAUAUCACUUUUAAUUUUCAUAUUUUUUAUCGGAUUUUAUAUCAGAGGGACAUAAUAUACAGUGAUCAAUUCUCGAUAAGACACUUAUUAUCUCGGAAAGUAUAUACUUUUUUAGAAUCUAUUUCACUUUAAGUGAUUUAUAAUAGAUAUUUUUUUACAAAUAUUUAUCUUGCAUACAUACAUAUAUGUCAUGAUGAAUAUUUUCUUAAUAUUAGCUUUUUUUAUCUCUGAAGAGAAUUAAAACAAUUUUAUUAAAUAGAUUACUCCAACAUUUUUGAGAUAGGAAAUCAUAAUCACAGCACUAUAAUACAAGUAAUUUAUACCUUUUCUCUAGAAAUUAAAACAGAUAUUACUAAGAGACUAUUUAAGUACCCAUCUAAUAUGUAUGUAUAAUAUAUUGAAAUGUUUUGAAUAAUAUUUAGUGAUAGUAUAUUGAAACAAUUUGGAAUAAUGAACAAAUAAUAAGUUAUUUAUUUAUGGUUAUUAUGGGGCAGAAAUAAAAAUUGAAGUUUCCUUUAUUUAUAGUGUCCUCUUGGUACAAGAUACAAUUUAAAAAAUUAACAAAUUUUAAUAAAUAUAAAUAUAAUAUCACCACUGGAAAACACAGUUGGACAUCGCAUGUAUUAAUAAGUUCCUACAUAUAAUUUUUGAAAGGGGUAAAGCCAAUACACAAUAUUAUGUUUAUUAUAUUAGGUAGGUUCUACAAGAACAUUCUAGCUUUUAUAUUUCUAUAUUUUCUCAAACAUUUUUCCAAUUGUUUUUUUUUAAUAUCAUACAAAUUUAGUUCUUUUUAUUACACAGUUUUUUUCCUAAGAUGUUUAAGUUAUUUAAUGUAAAUUGUAUUGUUUGUUUCCCAAAAACAAAAUAACUAAUUCAAUAAUAGGUGUAUUCCAGUUAAUUUUACUUAUUUUGGUGCGGUAAGCGCUCAUGUAGGAACUUUAGGCAACAUAUUAUACCAUGUAGUUCUCAUUUUUUUAAAAUAAAAGUUUUCCUUUCUCUUCAGAUUUAUCUUGUAAUAGUUUUAUCUCUUAAAAAUUUGAUCUGAAACCACAUGAAAUACUUUUAAGAAAUGUAUAAACCUAUCUAUUACAAAAGAAAAAAAAAUGAACAUUGUUCAUUAGUACAAAAUUCUUAUUAUUUUUAUUAAAUACAAGUUGAUUUACUAAAACUAUAUACAUAUAAAUAUAAUAAUUUAAUAGUUUAAACCAUUAAUAAAGUAUAAUAGCUCUAUCUAAUUUGUAUUUGAUGGUUUUGGUUUUCUAAGUGAGUUGGGCUUAAAAAAUUUGUUUUUUGUCUACUAAUACGAUUUCGAAAACAGUUAGACUUCAAUCAUUAUGGGAGAUUUCUAGUAGAAUUUGAGUCUAGUUAGUGCAUUGAGUAGGUCUGUUAAAUUUAAAUUCCUUGUACUUUUAUUAAUAAUAGGAUUGAGAGGGAGAAAAACGAGGAAAAGGGAAUAAAACAAUUUAAAGAAACUCUGUUUUGACAAAAUCGAUGUUACAAAAUCAAAAUCGAUAACCAAAUACUUAUUGUUAGCAUUGUAGAUAUGGUUUAAUUUUCAAAAUAUUUGAAUCUUUGAGUUAUUUAUAUCUAUAGGUAUAAAAUUGUUCAGUUUUUUCGAUUUAUGUGGAUAAAAUUUUUUGGUCCCGUAAAAAUGUUCGAAAGUGUUUGAUACAAGAUUCAUCAUAAGUUAUUUUUACUGUUAGAAACAAAGUUGAGUUUAAUUUCACUUUUUUUAUUUACAACUUUUUGACAAAAUGCAUAAAAAAACACUUGUUAGCAAUGAUUUACUAUCGUUACGUACAUAAAUUAAGUAUAUAAAUUAAGUUACUCUUUGUAUCUUAUUUUUCCAACUUUCUACCUACAACAGGGGUUCAUGUAUUUGUACACCAUUGUAUCUUGUAUGAGGUGUAUAGCAAUGAUGUAUAAAACACUCGCUAUGUUCUGAUGUGUUGUUUGCUUUCCCCAUUUAGAAAUCUUGGCUUCGCAAGAAAAUUAAUAAUAACGCAAUCUAGAAAAUUUCAAUUUAAGAUCUAUAUUUACCACGAUGUAACUAUCAAAAUAUAUUAACUAAUCAUGAAUAAUUUGCAAAUAAUUUUGUUUUUAAAAAAAGGGGUCAAUAUUUUUAAGAUUUAAAUAAAUAGAUAGGCAGUAUUGUUUUCAAUAUAAUCAUACAGUUGCAUGGCAAUAACUUGUAAGUUCGGAACUUAUACCACUUAAAAUGUUUAAACAAUUUCAUUAUAGUCUAUAAAAAAUAAAUUUUCAGAUUUCGUAUUAAAACUUUUGAAACUUUUCAAAAUUAUUCUCAAUGGCGUCUGACACUAUCCAUAAUUAAUAUGACAAAAUCAAGAAAAUAAAAUUUGAUUAUUAGAAUACAAAGGAAAAAUUAUUUAAAAAUUGUAGGACGUGAAAUCUGGAUUUUGUGAGUGGCUUGCCGCUUACGUAAUCACAAAAUAGAAAAUAUGCAAAACAACCAGGAAAAAUUAGUAAAAAAUAUUUUUAAAUAAGGCUAUCAAAAUAAGCAAAGAAUAGUACUUUAAAAUUUAAUAUUUGAACUCGUAACAUAACAUGCAUUUCUAUAACACUGUUGGAUUGAGCACAUUAAACAAAGUUUGUUUAAUGCAUCAAAAUGUACUCAUUUAUUGAGAAAAAUUUUUAAUGUUCUGAAGUCAUGAAUUCUACUUAUAACUUAUGAGUAUUGGUUUUAAUAAAUUGAACUUCAAUAAAGUAUUAAUCCGAUGUAUUAAUUGAUUGAAUCAAUUUAAAAAAAAUUAAAUUUAAGUCAUUUAAGAGGAAGUCAGCGUUUUUUUUUAAAUUUAAAAUCGUUAAAUCUUUGAACGAGUGCGAUUAAACCUUAAACAACAGCUCAUGAUAAAAUUAAAGAUUAAUAAAUUAUUAUAUUAAUAGUAUAAAAGUUGCCAGACUGUUUUGAAAAGUUAACCACGUUAAUAGAAAAUUAAUAUAAGUAUUAUGUUGAAAUUUCAGACCUCAACUAUUAUUUUAAACAGACUUAUGAUAUAAAUAUAAAAAUCGAAAAUAAUGAUACUAUAACUGUACGAUUUCCCGUUUUUCAGUAUUUUCGUAAUUAUUAUAGAAACUACGAGAAAAAUCAAAAAAUGUCUUCCUCUAUUUACCAAUAAGAUCCAAAAUUCAACAUAAAAUGCCUCAUGGUAUUUUUUGAAAGGAUCAAGAUUUGCUGAAGAUAAUUUGUUCAGAUAGAAAAGCAAGAUUUUAUUUUGAAAAGUUGUUUACAGAUUGAAAAAAAUAACGUUAUGCUCCGAAUCUACAAUACACUAAAAACGAUAUCGAACAAUAUUUUUAAUUUAAAUAACAACUAUUAGGUAUCUACCUACAAUGAAAAGAUAGGUAAUCGGUAAACAAAUUAUGUUUGUUUGUAUAAUUUAGGUAUGCAUAUUGUUUAUGCUGAAACAUAUUUAUGUGGCAGACCUUCCAGUUUCAUAUUUUCUCCAAUUGUUUUAUGGCCGAGAGGUCGGUAGUAGUAGGUGUUCUCGUAAUCAGGAGCGUUCGCCGCCCUCUCUUAGGUUUUGUUAAUGGUGGGGAGUCCGAUCAAUCUAAAAGCUCAUGCGUGUUGUGCACGUCAAGGCGCGCUUGAAUCGGCAGUUGUGUCGGUAGCCGGCUUUUUUUUAAAGCUGUUAAAUAUAUCAAUGAGAAUAUGUUCAGCGUACAAACUAGAUUUCAUAGAACACCUAAAACUAACAAUUUAAUGUUCUUAUCCUCGUACUACUCUGUUGAUUGCUGAAUGUUCAUUGUGAUCUUUACCUCUUUUACAAAUAAUUAUUUUAUCAUUUCGAAUUGGCUCAUUUCAUUUUAAGUCGUUUUUAGAUUCUGAGUGAAGUGAGAAAUUUAUUGGUUUUACAAUGAUGAUUAUUUUUUAGUAUUUCUGUUUUUCUGUGAACAAUUUUUCUACCAGAUAUUUCUCUCGGAUUUUUAAUUGUAGCACAUUUUGUGACAGAGAAUUUGACUGGGGUAGUACUUUAGGAAGGUAGUUUUUUGAUUUUCCCAGAAGUUUUCAUAAUAAGUUAGAAAAAUUGAGAACAUUUUUUAGAAAAAAACGAGAAAAUUUACGAAACAUAUUUUCCAAUCAUAAAUAUUAGGGCCUUUCAAAACAACGUGUAUAACUAAAAUCCGCUCAGAAUCAUUUUUUGUUAAUAAAGAUUAAUCGUUUAGUACAGGUAUACAUUCAAUUUCCCUCAAUACCCUAACUUCCCAACCUAACCUCACCAACAAUAAUGGUUUAACGUGUGAAGUAUAUCCGUAUCUUUGCUAUCUUCUUCUUUUCUAUCUUAUGUCCGUAUCUAUAUCAACAAUAUAUGAAAUAAUGUCUUGGAUAAAUUUAAAACAUUUUAAAAUAAUUCUUUGUGUGAUAUUUAAUAAAAUAUCAGAUAGUAGUUAAUAUAGUAAAUAAUUUGAUGUAGUAUCCAUCAGUUUAGUACUAACCGGUUUAUUGAUUCUACUCUCUAAAAUUGAAUAAUUUUCAUGUGGUGAUUCAAUAAUGUAUUAACAAUAUUUUAUAAAAAGCUUGGACUAGAUGUAGACAAGUCUGCUUGUGGGGUUGUCAUUAUAUUCACCGCGGCUUCUAUGAGUACUAAAAAAAAGUCUUCAAGUGGUUUUGGCUAAUUUUAUACUUCAAUGAAUAAGACAGAACACCUUUCCUUGAAUAAACAUUAAACAAGUUUAAUGCGUUUUUUAGCCCAAAAACGAAACCUAUAAAUCCUGUUAUUCUUUUUGAAUUUAUAAUUAGUGUACCAUCUUGUAAAUAAAUGUAAGCAAUAUAUUAUGACCUAUGUAUUAGGUAUAGGUGUAAUAGUUACAUCAAUACAUGUUACAAAUAAAACUAUAAAUCCAUAUUCAAAUUAUUUAAUAAGUUUUUAAUACGUACUUAAUUAAUUAAAAUUCCUGAAUCACUGCUAUCAUUUACUGAACUAAGUGAAGUGAUACAAAUGUUCAAGAUUUAAUAUUAGUAUUUAAUUUUUUCUUUUACAUUUUUAAUUAUAUAUAAGCUAUAUUGUUAAAUGGGUACAAUUUUUUUUUCUUUUAUCAUCAGAAAAUAAUCACAUUAAACAAACCAUUUUUAUGUUUAGUUAUCAGUUUAAAUGCGAAACUUUACUUGAAGAAAUUAUUAUUUUAAUCGGGUUUUUACCUUUUUUAAGUUUUUCGCUUUUAUAGGUGUAUCGAACUGAGAAAUUUGGAAAAUGACCUUUCUAAAGUAUUAUUAUUAUCUAAAGUGUAACCAUUUGUGUUCAAUUAUCUGCAAAAGUUGUUGUUGUAAACUAUGAUCAUGUUUUUUUUUGUUCCGAAAGUGUCAACCAAAAAUGAUUGAAAAAGUUAUUAUUAUAUUACUAUUAAUUCUCUUAAUCAGCUCAGAAUCUAAAGUAUUAUGUCUCCUUAUAAAAAUUAUAUUUAUAUUUUUUAAAUAGUUUCAAUAUUUAAUUUAAAUAUUUUUAAUGGAUAUUUAAAACGCAGUUUCUAAUUGUUUUUCUCGUUUUCUUCUAUAAAGAUAUUUACAAGUGGUAUUUACAUCAAGUACAGGUGUUUUAAACACUUAAAACACGCUUAAGGUAUAGAAUUAUACCGACAAAGAUCUACACAUUAUUAUUUGUGUAAUUAUACACUGAUAUUUUUUUAAAAAAACGUACCUAUAUGGGAACAUUUACUUAAAUUUUGAUAUUUUAAUAUUUUCUCUCUUUGAACACAUUUUCGAUCAGAGAAUCCAAUUGCAUGAAUAGCAGGUGACGUUUUUGGUAGCUUUUUGGAUCUAGUUGAGAUCAUUUUUGAAAUUUCUUGUAAAAAAAUGAAAAAAAAAAUAUAAUCAGGAAAAUUGGUUUUUUGCUGAAUCAAUUUUUUUAAUCCAACAUAUUUACCAAAUUUAGGUAAUUAUAAUUUUCACAGAUUAUUAGCAUUUUCUACAGAUGGCAUAAACCGCAUUUACUGUCUCAUUGUCUAACGUACGGGCAACAUAGUUUAAUAUUGUAAAACUCUAAAUUUAAAUAAUUAUUAUGUUUAGGCUGAAAUUCGAAUUUAAACACAAAUAAUAAUAUUUUAAGAUGAGAAUAUUUUCGUAAGCAUUUCCAGGGUUUUAAAAAAAAAAUUCUGUCACAAAGUUACAGUCAUAUGAGUUUUUGCUUAUGUAACUUUUUUGAUUGAUAAUAUUUCAGAAAAAUAGCCCCGGAUUUUAUUGAAAAUAUUAUUUUCAUUAAAAUAUUGUUGUUUGUGUUUAAACUAUUUUUCAACCUACGUACUCCAUAAUCUAAAUUUUGAGUAACUUCAUUUUAGUUCAAUACUCAUAAAGCCAUAAAUUAACAUACAUUUCUAUACAAAAUAUUAUCCAUAUAUAUAUAUAUAUAUAUAUAUAUUUAUUGUAUGUUCAAAAAUUAAAUCUUACUGUUGAUUAAUGUUUUUGUAAAUUUAUAUUUUUAAUUCAUCUUUUUCUAUUAAUUUGUUAAAUGGUUUUGGGGUUAAUUGUAUGUUAUAACUUUCGAAUAAAUUAACUUGGUUCAAUUAACUUUUAAUUUUAUAUUUAAAAGAAAUUAAAAUGCCUCGACAAAUAUAUGAAUGAGGUGUAAAGUUCAUUGUUGUGUUGUAAGAAUGAAAUACUUCAAGUCACUCCGAGACCCAUUAAAACUGAAGACUAUUUAUAAUAAUUUUUCUUUAUUAAAAACAGUAUUGUUUUUAUUUCAUUAUUUUAUUUGUUGGUGUAUUAAAUCGUAAUGCAAUUAUUUGUAUAAAUCUUUUUCUUUGUAAUCUAAAUACAUUUCAGGGAAUCUGCAAUAUCUCAAACACUAAAAUAAGACUUAUAUAAUGGUAUAAAGCUAUUUUUACAAAUUAUUUGUUUUGUUUUGUUUUUUUAUAUGAUAUAUAGAAGUCUUAGAUUUUAUUUUUAAUCAUUUAAAUAAUAAAAGGCUGCAAUUUAUUUCAGAAUAAAUCAUGCUCUUAAUGACAUUUUUUUUUCACACUUCUUAUCAAAGCAAUAUUAUGAUUAUUGUUGUUUUUUGUUUAUUUAAAAACAUUUUAAGACACAUUAUACAUUCUAAUUGUCUAUAACCGACAUAACAAAAUAAUAUACAACCAUAUGAGUAUAAUUAAUACGACUAGUGACUAUAUGUAGUAUAAUAUAGUCUGUAAUGUUUAUAAUAUCACCUUUGGCGUUGUGCAGUGUACCUCGGUUAAACUGCGUUUAGUAGUGACGUACUUUAAAUACCAUUUAGACUUUUCAAUAUUUGUUUGUUUACUAAGUACUAGUUUUGAAACUUAUAAUUCUCGUAUAAAAUAUAUCAAUCAAACUGUUUAUAAAUUGUUUUUAUACAUAUUUUGUAUAUAAUAUAUAUCUAUAAACACAGGGUGAUUUUUUAGCAUAUUCAUCAAAUUCUGAUUUUUGGAAUUUUUAAAGGUAGUAAAAGACGAUAUUUUCUCAUAUUUAGAGUUUUAACAACAUUUAAGGAGUAUUUUGUAACAUUACCAAUCUUACUUUUUCAAAUGAGAAUCUAAAUAUUUUAAUAUUAUUUUUCUGAAAAUGUUGAUGUACUGUAAAUUGUAAUCGAAAUCUGAACAAAAAACUUUUGAUUUAUUCUAUUCUAAAUACUAAAAAUAAAAUCGGCUUUUUGAUAACAGAACGAUUCAAAAUAAUAAAUUGUUUACUCCAUACGUUUCGUAUGAAAAAGGUCGGUAUUUAAUCCCCGUAAAAGGCCAUAAUAGAUUAAUUUCAGUAUUUAAAGUUGAAUAACUCAAACAUUUUUCGUUCAAAUUUCGAUUAUACAAUACGUAAACAAUUUCAGCCAAAUCAUCUGUUUGACGAUUUGACUAUUAAAAACGAUUCUCAUUAGAAAAACCAAAGUAAUUGGUAUUCCCACAGAAUACUCCUUAAAUGCUGUAAAAAAAUCAAAAAGUGCCUAUAAAUGCAAAAAUAUUGUCUUUUACUAGACUUAAGAAUUCGAAAAAUCAUAAUUUGAACGUAUGCAUAUAAUUUAAUCAUAAAAAUGGGGUGAGCGUGUUUAAAAAAAAUCACCCUGUACAUGUGCGUAUAUAUAUAAUAUAGCCUUUAUGUAUACGGCAGUGGAAACGUAGAAUGAAUGGCGAAAGUGGGGAGAGGGUAUUAUGAAUGCGAGUAUGAUCGGCGGCGCUGCGAAAGCCUUUCCUAAAGCCCUAGCGUGCUGCGACGGAACUUUACAUCCGCGCCGCGUUACAGGCAGUCAGUACGGUAUUGGGCGUGGUUCGCAUAGGAAUGAAUACAACGGCGACCGAACGCAGUAUUUUUUGUUAAUUUUUUUUUCUACUUUCCCACUGCAACAUUCGCCUUUUUUAAACAUAUCGUUUUCAGCAUAUUACCAUUCACGCUAAAUCUGUUGGUUUAAUUUUAUCCGUUUUAACAAAAUUCGACGUCCAACGGUGUAUAAAUAUAUGUUUGUAAUAUUUUUUUUUUUGUAAUUCGUUCGUUUAUCACAUAAAAGUACGACAAUGCUGAAUGGGCCGGUCUCGCAUGCCGAUAGUAGUGCGUUUCCAGUUGUUUUCGCGAGAUAAAACGCCAUCAAUUUGUCAGUUUCGAUACUAAAUUUGCUCCGAAAACGAUGUCUAACGACCGAUAAUAAAACGGGCGUCCUGCCUGUUUUCAUCCUGCUGCUCAACCUGACGGAUACAUUCAUGUCUUGACCUUAAACAUUUGGUUACAUCUUUAGGUGAGUAUCGACAGGAAAUACUGUAUUAAUAUACCAUACUCUAAUAAUUCAGCCUACGUUUUUGUUUUGUAUUGUAAAAUUCAGUUUUUACUUUUAUUCCAAAUAUUUACAAUACCGCGUCGUAAUAAAGAACACAUCAGCUUUCGCGUUUCAAAUACAUCUGCUUAAACUAUACUAAAAUUAAGAGACUUUCAAUAUUUAAUCAUAAAAUUAUGUUUAAGUGUAUGUUAUUAUUAUGAUUUAUUUUGUAUGGUUUUUCUAUUUAUACAUCCGCUCGGUUAAUUUCACGAUUAGGUAUUUAUUUUUUAAACCAAACAAUUAUUUUAAAUCUCGAUUUAACUCUUUACACUUUAUUGUUUUAGAUUUUGACGGAACGAGGAAUAUAUUUCAUAUUGAUCUAUGGUUUUAUAUUUUAAUAUAGAUACCUAGUAAGUAACAUUUCAUAAAUCAUUUUUAUUGAUUCUCCCCAUUGUACAAUUUGAAAUAAUCAUUAAGUUCGGUAAAUUUGUAAUUUUCAUUCCAUUCUCUCAGUUUUUGAGAAUAGUACAGAUAUUAAUUUUUCUGAAAAUCUGAGUCGAUUUUUUGAUACAUCUAAAAAUACAUAGAUAUAGGUAUUAUAUAUAUAUAUUUAUGGUUAUUAGAUAAUUUACAUCUAAGUAUAUUAUUUAUUCAUUUAUCAUUGCUAUUGUCUAUCAUCGGUUAGCUCAAUGAAUUAUAAUUCAUCAUUGUAGAUAGUGUAACGUUUAUAUUAAAUAAUAUAGGUAAUAAAUCGUUACUUAUACUUUCAUGCAGAGAUCGUUCUAAGAUUCCAUUAUAGGUAAGGUAAGGUAUACGUACAAGUAAUACAAAUAGAUAGUUUAUUAUUUAUAUCGUAAACAAAUCGCCUUAUAUCAUAUUCAUAUAUUGAUAAAUGAUAACUAUAUUAUAAUAGUAUGAUAGAUAAAAAAUUAAAACAAAAUAUGUUUUAUACUAUUGCUAUUUGAAUUAACGGUAAGUUUUUUUAUUUUGAAUACUUGUAUUAAGGACUUUUAUAAUAAUAAUACAAUCUUAUAAUUUAUGAUUUUGUUUUUUUGUUUUUUUUUGUUUUUAUGAAUGUUUCACGAUGGUGUAAGAUAUUUAUUAUAACUGGGUAUAGUAACAUUUUUUAAAAGCCUAUUGGUGGGUCAAAAUUAGGUUUAAGUUUCGCAUUGGUGAUCAUUCAUACAGAAUCAAUUGCCUGCGGCUAUGGAGAAUAUAAUACUAUGGUGUGCUGUACCUAAAAGAAAAAAAAUCGUUUUAAAACGAAGCCUGUUUUACGUUCAGAGAUACGGCUACGAAAAUCUGGUGUGUGGUGUUCGCACUACGCACAAUUUUUAGCACAGCAUUACACGGCAUUUACGUGUAUUUGUGAAUGGGUCGCGAUAAUUCAUAGAGUAUCCGAGUAUAUCUGUAUUCAGGCAUACUCUUACGACCAUGGUUUCCGUAAUAAAAUUAUGAUUUAAAGAGUCUACGCGUGCGUGUAUAGUAAUAUGCAUUCGUAUGUCCAUAUUUUAUUGGAUUGUUGACUGCUAAAGUUGCGUUCAGUUUACAAAAGUCGAGACAAAAGGUAUAAAUCGUGAUGGGAUUUCUCGUAUUUUUCCACAGGCGGUAACAUUUUACGCGUAAAUCCCGCGCGGUGUAGGUCAUUACACCCUCGGUUUUUCUUUCCUUUUUUUUUUUUUUAUUUACUCAAACCGCGGUCGAAAAUCCUAAUCGUUUUCGCUUCUAAAAACCAUUGCGCAGGGACAUUCGACUGCGGUACACGCGUUCUCUGUAACGCGAGGGUGAUGGAGAGGAACUGGGGGAGGGUGUAAAAAGGUCGUGUCCGAGUAAUACGCGCGUCGUUCGUGUUCCCGGUAAUGAUCCGUCGCCCAUAUUAUUGUAAAGGUCAUUCGUGAACGGCGACACGGGACAAUCCAGAUGAAACAAAAAGUUAGCGUAUAGUCUACUCUAGGUAGCUAUGUCGUUUUCCGUUGUCGGGUCGGUGCUUUUGAACAUUAUAACAAUAUCAUUUGUGCCGGCCCGCGCUCUACCGCACAUCAGCGUAACGCGUAACGCCCGAAACCGCGUCGAAUCCUCUUUCUCGCUCGUGCGAUAUCCGAGACAUCAUCGUCGUCGUAUAUCGCUUCAUAUAUUUCGCCCGUCAUUCUUAUUAUUAUUAUUGUUCGUCCGGUCCGACGACGAUGAACGGGGUGUCAUCAUUCAUUUCCCCGUUGUCAAAGGCGUUGUCGAACGGCGGCCGUGGCAGCACCGGCGGAGAUGAUAGAGAAAAUACAACGCCGCCGCCACCGCCACCGCCACCGCCACCGACACCGCCGCGCCGUAUCGCCUUCACGCACGCCGCCGGAGGAAACGGCGGUCGGUCGCCACGGCAACACCCGCGCCCCACCGGUAACGUUGACCUUUGGCACGCGCGGUAUACGCACGAUUGUGUAUACUAUAACACGGUACAUAGUACUAUAUAAUGUAUACUCGGGCCACCGAGAAAAAAUAUGAUGAUCACACGCGCCGGCUUAUACGGGAGUGGCCCCUAAAUUCUUCCUAAAUAUUAUCGUACGAAGUCCGAAAUUCGUAGUAUGAUUCUCUCGAAAAUCGAUCGACGAUCGUUUUCAUCGGGAACAUGUUUAUCGGAUAAACGUAAUAUUUCCAUAGGAAAAAUAAUUUUCUAUUGACAAUAGUCUGAGUGGUUUUUCGUAAUAUACUCAACAGACCAGUGAUAUUUUCCAUCGAGGUCCGACGAAGUAAUAGCUCGCGAAAUGAAUGAGAGAGUGAGUGAGUGAGUGAGUGAGUGAGUGAGUGUGUGUGUGUGUGUGUAAAGUUCCGUAGAAGUUCUAAUUCGUAACGUUACGUGUAGUAUUUACGGGUCGUUAUUACAAUUAGCUGGUUGGUUACACGCCGAGAGAAUAUUAUUUGUCGGGAAAUAUGUUUUCUUCGACAAAAAUUAGGAGACUCGUAAUUCACAUUAGAGCUAAGAAACGGCCGGACGCUUUUGGAUAGGCCGCGGAAUUGGACGUAUUUAUCAUACUAGUGCUUACGAUAUCCUCGUUGAAUAUGCCAAAAACGUGUAUUAUAACAUGUAUCUAACCUACUUUGGAUUUUAAGGAAUAAACUUCUACACUACUGCAACAAACAAAAUGCACCGACUUGACAAACGUUUAUAUGUUUUAUAUACGAAUAGUAAUAUAUUGUAUCUCACCACUAUUAGUCACUAGUACAGUAGACGUACACAAAAGUUUUAUUUUUGUAUCAGUUUGGAAUAAAUAAAGUUAUAAAUGUCCCGCGACCAUAUGGCCAAUGUAAAAGAAAAAAGAAAAAGAAAUACUGCUGGUAUUAGUUUGACGCGCGUGUUCGGGAGAGAAUGUCAUUCAGUUUUAAAUAGUAUAGUCUCGCCUUGUAAACCAUAAAAAUACAAAGCAUAUAGAGUUUCAUCCUUAAUUCAACUCGUAUAAAUAUAUCAAGUGUAUUGCAAUAUUGUGUUGGUCUGUUGUUUUACUUGGUCCUGUCUGCAAUUUUACCAUAAUAGCAAUAAUGGCCGACGUCGAAUUUUGGCAAACCAUAAACGAAAAUCACUACAACAAAGUACACUACUAUACGCCUAUCAAAUUCGGCACAUUUUAUAUUAUUUACUUUCGAGUAGUCAUUUUUACAACUACGGCAGUUUUAAAGCAAUUCCUCGAACGUUUUGUAUAUGAUCCAAUAUCGUAUAAAUUACUUAUGACUUCAUAAUGUUAUACGUUCUAUUAUAUUAUUUAUGAUAAUUAUGUGGUUCAACGUCGUUGCAAAAUUUAUAUUCCGAUUCUAAAACGCUUUAUAUCGAUAUUUUAUUUGUAACGUUUUGUAACUGUUAACAGUGCAAACGAUGUGUGUUAUAGUGUUAAUUGACAUUCAGUCGUGAAUACGGGUGCCAUAUUUCAAAUGGAGAUGUAUAUUUUCUAUUGUGUGUGUCAGAAAUAUUAUUAAAAAAAUGAUAAAAUACAUUUUAUCUAUCCUAAGGUAGCCAUAUACACUGUACAUUAGUUGUGACGAAUGAAUACAUAUUUAUGUUAGAGAUGAAGCGUAAAGAAAAUUGUAAUUUCCAUAACAGUAGUUAUACACAGAAUUUACCUUUUUCGAUAAUCGAUACUCAACCCGACUCACAGAUAAUAUAGUUUACAAUUAGUUGCACUAUUAAAAUAUAAAAUACAGAAAUGCAAUAUUAGUGAUUCAUAAAGAUACAAUAUUUGUGUAAGAAAUUAAUUUAUACAAUGACUAAACUUCAAAGAAACGUUCAAAUUUAAAAUAAUAAUACUAAACACGUAAUAAAAUUACAAAAAAAAAAAAUGAAAACUUGAUAACAAAAACGUUUCUAAUUUUGAUCGUAAAAUACGUAGGUAUUUACAUUAGUAAAUUUAUUAUAAAUUCUGGUAUUACUAGUCUGCACAUCUUAAUUUUUUGUUUUACGAUUUUGACAUAUUACUAAUAUGCAUUUAUUCAGAUAUUUAAAUAUCCUUGUGGGAAGGGUUCAGAAUACACUCACGGUAUUUCUCCAUGUCAUAGGAGGCGAUAAAUAGGAUUUGCGUCAAUUCGACAGUCUGUAUAAAAUGUUGUCACAGAAUGAGUAGUCCAAACAAGGUUAUUUUGCCCAACCCCGAAUAGUCGGGAUGGAGGUCGAGAAGAAAAAGACUGUUUAAUAAUAUGAUAGAAAUAUUAGAUCCCAGAAAUUUCAAUUCCAAAUUAAUAUCUAUAGUCGAUUAGAUUUUUUUAAUCUAACGAAAGUCAAUUUUAAACGACAAAAUGUGUGUAUCGUUUUUAUUAUCAUUUAACACAAAUAAUUAUGUUUGUUUAAAAGGUGAAUUAUAAAAAAAAAAAAAAAAAUGAAUAAAUAAAUAGAUAAAUGACUAAUAUUUGUUGACGUUCGAAGAAUAUUGUUGUAUACACUUGAUAAUUCUCUUUUGACGAAUGUCUAUGCAACUCGACACAUACGUAUUAUUUUAUUAUAUUUAGUUUUGGCUGUGGUCGUGGUGGUGGAUACCACCGCAUUACUGUUAUAAUAAUGCAUAACCCGCAUUAUAGGUCUGUAGAUAUACCGAUUUUAUAAUUAAACCCCCCUGUAUAUUACAAGUUUGUGAUCGAGACAGAAAAAAAAGUGAUAAAAUUUUGCAUAAUAUUCUUUGGGCUGGUGCGCUCGUGGCAUAGAACGCAUGUGCGUGCGUGUACACGCGGACACACGAGCACGUAAUGCCGUCGAUGCCGGCCGGCGGCGAGCUGGGUAAAAUGAGCACGCGGCUCUCUGCCCCGAUGAUCGAUCGGCUUCGCGCUUGCGCUUUACGCCCCUCGCUGCAGAAUGCGUGCGUUAAUCGUGCACCGCCACGGGUUUAGUUUUCGCCCUUUUUAUUUCAUUAUUACUUUUUUUUUUUUCCACAUUUAUUAUUAUUAUUUUUUUUUCCUAUAUACACUUUAUAUACCACAGCCCUCUGCUAGUGCAACGAAAAAUUAAUUGUAUUAUUAUAUUAUUAUGUAAUGGCCAGAAACACUGACUUUCAGACAGGUCAUUCGUGACCCCGUCGUGCACGCAUUAUCCACCGGGACUGCCACCGCCAUUCCAGUCGGCCACCGUUGACCAAACCGCCUUGUACUAUACCUACCUAUAUAAUAUUAUUUAUUAUUAUUAUUAUUUUUUUUUUUCUGAGUUAGUUAUUACCCGCUAUAAUAAUAAUAUUAUAACCUUAUAUACCACAAGGGAUUCGUCGGGAAAACGCACCUAUUCCUACGUAGUUUUAUUAAUUUAAAAUUUUUUGAUUAAAGUAUAGUAUUCUAUUUUUCGAUUUAUUUCUGAUGUGUACAUUGCGAUCGUAAUUUAGUUUUUCGAAAUUUUUCAAAGUAACUACCCAUCUGUACUCCUCAAAUCCGUCCUUAUAUUGUUUAUUCGUCAAUAGUUAUUUAUUGAAACAUUGAUAAGAAUUGAAAAUAAGGUCCUAUUGAUAUUAAAAAAAAGUUUCAUAAUUCGCAUAGAAACAACAUGAAAAAUAAAUUUCACUUUCAGAGAUGAAAAAAAGCCCAUACAUUUUUUUUUUCAUUUCUACUGUCAAAUAGUAAAAACUAGAUUUGAGCCUUGUUUCUUGUCGGUGUUUCAAUUGUAAUAGCCUCUUGUAUCAAAUGAUGUGAUCAAUAUGUGAAUAUUGAUUAUUUCAGCUACUUCAGUAUACAUUUAAAUUUACUAUUAAAAAUGUGAAUAUUUGAUUAAAAUUGAGGAAAUUAAAAUUUAUCUAUUUAUCUACAAUUUUUUUUAUAAUAAUUUAAUAUCAUACAUUUAUAUGCAUUUUAAAUAAAACAAUUUUAAGUGUUAAAUUUGAACUAUUUAUUUGCUAUAAUAUUAUCAUAACAAUAUACUAUUAGACUAAAUAGGAGUACAUAAUAUUAUUAUGUUGUUAAUUUAUACAAUAUCUAUUUAUAAACAAUAGUAUUAUUAUCCUAAUUUAUCUGUUUGUUUAAAGUGUCUUGUUGUAAAGAUAAGAAGUAAUUCAUUCAGUAAAAAUAUUAGAUUUACAUAAUCAGAAAUGGGUAUACCUAGUAUUGUUUCUAUUAUUGAAUGCACAGUGAUUAUAAUAUUUAAAUGAUUAAUAUGAAAGGUUUAUUUAUAAAAGAAAUUAGUAAUUUAUUGUCGAGUCGUUCUCGUGUCAAAAUUUGUCAAGCAUUGAAAAACUAGACACGCGGAAUGAUGAACUCAUUGGUAAUUGACGUCACGCAUCCGUAUUUUGUUCCCACCCUAACCCAUUAUCAUGUCUGCUGGAAUGUAUUCAUAAAUUGCGUGGUCUAUUGACGGAAGUCAAUUUCGCUAGUAGUUAAUGCUACCCUUCUCUCUUCAUCCUGUCAGCUAACCGUGUUGAUAGAUUAACAAGUUAAUUGCAUUGGUUUUCAAUCGUAUAGAUAAAUUAUUAAAAUUAUACAGCAAUACAAUAUCCUGGUAUUAUUGUUAUAGACAUUAGACACUAUAUACUUAUUAGUUACUGAGUAUAUUCUCCCAUUCUAUGAUAAUAUGUUCAUUUUAUACGUUUAAUAAGGCAUAUCUUUUUCAUAAUAUUUAAACUCAAUGUAUACAUAAUAUAAUUUUUAAUGACGAUAAGUAAUAUUGUAAUUAAUUAUGUUACAAUUCAUUAUGCAAGGCGUACAUCGAGGGAAAAGGGACCUAAGCUUUUCAAUACUCAAUGCAAAGAAUUAUAUUUUAGUUUUAAUCAAAACCAAAUGAAUCUUGAUUUAAAUGGUCGUGUACUUUAUAAUGCAUUUGUCCCUCUUGGAUUUUCUUAGCUCUCGCAGGAAAUGUACACUCAUCAUAUUGUAUUAUACCAUCGUGAUUUGUUUAUUGUAAAUAUUAAUUUAUACUUUAUUUUUUAUAGCAUUUGUGUCGGUCGAGACCGGAGGCCCUAGCCGUACAAAAUGAAUGAAUUGGACUCAUUAAGGCAAGAGGCUGAAACGCUGAAAAAUGCCAUACGAGUAAGUAAAUGAAAAAAAUAAUAACAAUAACACCAAAAAUUGUUCUUUAGGUUAUUAUUUGUGAUUAGAAUUAGAAUAUCAUAAUAUACAUAUUAUAUGUUUAGUAUUUUCAUAUUAUAACCAAUAGAAGCAGUGUUCGAAUUGGAAAAACUGAAAAAUGUUUCAGUACCCGUAGAAUACUUCGUGUUUCCCUCAUACCCUACACAAUAAGAUAAUUAAAUAAUUAUUUUCACAACACAAAAUAUAAAAUACUUUAUCAUUAAUACCUAAAUUAAUCUUAUUAUUAUUGAACAGAAAAAACACUUAAGUUUUGAAAACAAAUAGAAAUUUAAGUUUAUCCCUAGCUUUUGGUCUGAUAAAAGCAGUCAGACAAUAGGAAAAUUAAAAGUCGUAAUUAUCUGUGAGGGAAUACUAACAAAAGUUACCUAUAUGAAACGUUUUUCGAUAUUUUUACUUUUUGUUCCCUUCGGAUUCAAAAGCUAAGCUAGAGAUAAACCGAAUUUUAAUUUUGAACAUCAAUAAUAAUCAACCAAUUUUGUUGUACGAAAGCGUUUCUGGGUUAAUUUAAUGAAGUAUUAUCGACAAAGAAAAUUACCAAAAAAUAUAUUUUUUUUACCCUUAUUAACUAAUUUUAAUCAUUUUUUUUUAUUACUAACCAAUUUAAUAUAAAUAUAUAUUUAAUUUUUAAACAAAUUGUUUCUUGUCCCUAACUUAUUCAAACUUAACUUUCCUGAAAAAGUUGUAUUUAGUCAUUACUCUGGUAUUAAACCGACAAUAUUAUAUACUUGUUUGUAUGUAUUUUAUAUGUAACAUAGAAAUAGAUAAUUAAUUUUUGUUUUGAUAUUUCAUAUAAUUUUAUCGCUUUAAUACUAUAUAAUCGCUUGAAUGCAUAUUGCCUGUAUAUAAUUAAAUACCCGUUAAGGUUUUGGAAGAUUUUGAAUUUAUUAUUUUAUUUUAUUUAUAUUUCUAACAAUUGCAGUGAAGCUGCUCAAAAUAGUUACGUUAAAAUUGUAUUUAAUUUUACACUUUGUAAGUGUACUUUUACUCUUUUCUUGUACAAGUAUAGGAGUGACGAAUUCAUAUUUAUUGAUUUACAAUUUCCCUCGGUGGGGUCUCUUAUACCUAUUAGUAAUUAUAUAUUUAUAUAGGUGUUUUUCAAUACGCUCUUCUGUUUAAAAAAUCAUGGCCAUUGAUUUUUGUUUUUUCUAAUAAAUUCAUAAAUCGAGCGUUUAAUACACGAAUUUUUCACUGCAAUAAUAAUGUUCGGCAUCAUUGAAUAAAUUAUUGUGUAUUUCGAUGAUGUAACAACACGAAUAUAUUAAUAUACAAUAAUUUUUUUAUCAAAACGUGAUUCAAUUGUGAAAUUCAUCAUACAUAUGGAACUAUGAUUAUUGAACCCGCAACAUAAACAAACAUAUAAGAAAACCGUUUUCAUGGCAAUGUCGAAAGUCCUAUCCGCCCGUUAUCUGAUUCCGUCGUAGGUGAUAUAAUUACGGUUCCGUAGAACGUUAUGUCUAUCAGGGACGGAUUGAGCAGUAGAGUUACCGACAAAAACUCGGCGGUCGCGAUCAAUUUUCUGUUUUUGGGCCGAUUAACAUGUAUAUAAAUAAAAUAUGUUAUCUAUAAUCAUUAUAAUCUUAGUCCUCUUAGCUUGGACAUCAUUCAAAAUAAACGUGGCCAAUAUUAUAAUAGGGCUGUAUCAAUGUAUUGUAUUCAGUGGAAUCCGUUUGUAGCUAUUUGUAAAUUCCCCCCCCCCAAAAAAAAAAAAAAAAAAAUAUAUAUAAAUACUCAAAUGAGAGCUGAGUCGCUUCAGAGUAAUAACUCGCGUGUUGUUGACGAAAAGUCGUCAAUGAUCAAACAACGUCGGAAACACGCCUAUUAUUAUCGUCGUCCACUGGCUUCUGGCGUCUCUGGUAGGAAAAACCCUCGCGCCCCGGUCGUCACCUCCCACCGAAAUUUGCAGUUUGGGCAAUACGCGCCGCCGCGGUAUAGGGUGUGUAAUAGGUUGAGAACGGGACCGCGAAAAUUAUUAUAAAAAGAGACCGUGUGAAAACUAAAUGACGAUAUAACAUAUUAUUUCCGUCGGAAAUGCGCACCGUCGUCGUCGCCGUCGAGUAUUCAUGCGAUCACGUGUUGCGCCGGGCAUGUCGUCGGCAGGCUCCGCUUGUCGCCGCCUUCGUCAUCGUCUCUCUCGUCGUAUAAUACACACAUUUUACACACGCUCUCGUACGCGAUAUGCGCAUGCUCGACUUUGUAUACAGAGUGAUCGAUCUUCAUCCGCGCGCCGCCAUUAUCUCGGAAUUUUCUAUCGGCGAAAUGGCUUAAGAUACGCGAUUCCCGUAAUAUUUUACAUCACUUUCGUCUCCCUCCUCCCCCCACCAAACACGCGCGCGUUCUUUUUAUUUUCACGGAUAUACCGCUUUUUAGUUUUGGUCAUUAACGGCGGCAUAACGAGCAGGCACUGCGGUGGUGCCUGUAUUUCGUCUACGGCUGCAAACGAUUACUUCCAAAACGCCGAACGCGAUUUCCGCCUAAAGUCUUAUCGUCAAUAUUUGCGGAAUUUCCCGAUGUAGAUUGCCGUUCGGAAAUCAAAGCGUGUCCGCGGCGGAUGAUCGAUCACUCUGUAUAAAACGGUUCGUAGUAUGUUUGUGCGCGCGCGGAGAGUUAGUUCGCCUACAUGAUGCGGCCAACGUACGCAGGUCUGCGGCGGCAUUAUAAUGUAUAUAAUGUUCACGCGUAUAUAUAUAUAUAUAUAUAUAUAAACACGGCGGCGUUGGCCAGCGCGCGCACACACGCACACGUCUACAAGUCGCGCCCGUUCCCGAAUCGAGCGGCGGCGGUAGUAGCGCCGUAGUGAGAGAGAGCGAGUGAGCGAGUGAGCGAGAGAGAGCUUUUGCAGCGGCGGCGGUAUAGGGUGUCACGCGAAGUGUAGGCGAAACGACGGUGGAAACAACGCGAAGGGGUCAUGCGAAAGCCGGCCGGCAGUCUCGCUCCCCCUCGGCCGCCGCCGCCGUCUCGCUCCUCAGGCCACACCUCUCUCACCGCAUCUGCAGUCUUGUACGCGGCGGCGGCGGCGGACCUCUUCUCCCUCACCGAACAUCGCCUGACCCUCUAUGCCGAUCCCUCCGCCGCCACCGCCGCCGACUAUCUAGCGUGCCCGUCGAUCAAUAUGGCGUUGUCGCCGCCGCCGCCUCCACCGCCGCCGUCUCGUGCGGGUGCGCCGCCGCUGCCGUUGUUUGACUUGCUGCACGACGAGGGAUCGUUCACACCGGCCAAUUCGCCCCGCCGGAAUAUAUAAUGAAAAAUGUUUAAAAGAAAGAAAAAACCACCGCAGGCUUAUUGGGUUUAAAAUUUUAAUUUCGAUCACGAGAUAAAUUUCAUCUUUUACUAUAAAAUCGGACCAAAGCCGUCGUCGGAUACAUUCGCUUAAUUUUCAUUCCGCAAUUAAUUAAUUUUUGUGCGUCACAUUAACAAAAAAAGGAUAAUGCCAACUCGGCACUCAGUAUAAUAAUCGAUAAGCCCCGUUGUACUAUCUCCCAAAAUUUCAAACGAUUUAACAAAAACGGUAUUCACAUAGUCUAGUUCUUCCCAGCAAUAAUAAUAAUUGAUAACAUAAUAACUAUCGCUUUGCUAGUGAAAUGUAAUUUUUCAAAUUGUGUACCAUCUCUAAUCUAACCAUUGAGUCAAUACUUUAACCUUUUAUUUCAUUAUUUCAGAAAAAUGAAAAUAAAUUGUUUGUUUUGAUUGCUAUAAUAUCUGUAUAAUAUUAUCAGGCACGGAUUAAGGGUUGUGGGGGCCCUGGGGCCCAUAUUAGUACGGAACCUACUGUAUUAAAAUGGAAAACUUAGCAAAAAAAAAAAAAAGUCAUCAAUUAAUUUGUAUACUCUUGAAACAAGGUAUUGUGUGUUUAAAUCUAACAAAUGAACAAAGUAAAAAAAAAAAAAAGGUUCUCAAAUAUUUAAUUCAACUCAUAAAAUGGUCUUUGUUGGUUCUAUUUCUCGUGGGCCUCCGCCCUUCCCCCUAAUCCGGGCCCGGGUAUUAUUGCAUAUAGAAUUUAUAACGAAAAUCAAUAAGAUUUCUACUAAGAACCUGGGCUUAAAUUGAAAAAAUAAAAGAAGUUUGCCUCUGAGACAUAAAAAAAUUAGAGUUUUAGCAAUGAUUAAACUUAACCAAACUUCUAGGUAAUAAGGUAAACCUUAAAUUUACGAGAAAAAAAAUAUUGAACUACUUGCCUCUCCCCAUUUCUUACACUGAUAAUAACUUGAGUAUAGAAUAUACAAGUAUUAUAUAAUAUAGGAAACCAUAAUUUUGAGUUAACUAGAUUAUUACCAAUUAUUAUUUUACUACUUAGGUAUAUAGAUUUUGAAUGAAUUUAUAGAAUUGCAUGAAUUAACAUAAACAAUUUAAUUUAAAUUUGACGCAGUAAUAAACUAUUUCUGAAAUACUAAAAUAAAACUUAAUUAAAACCAUAGCUGUUAUUUAAAUGCAUUGGAGAUACUUGCUUAAUAUAUUUUGGUGCAUGUACGCAAUGCAUAAUUUUAAUUAGUUUAUAUUUUAAUUUGUAUUCAAUCUUCUGGUCUUCAGAUAGAAACUUAUAAGGAUGCAACAUAUAUUCUUAUUAUAUUAAUAACAUACUAAAAAAAAAAAAACAUUUUUUUAUUUUAUUCAGAUAUAAAUUUAGUUUUAAGUUUAAUUUAUUACAAUUUUAAAGAAUAUCUAAUAUAUCAUUAGUAUUAGUAUAUUUUAUUUGUCUAUCCAAAGUUUGUUAAUCGUAUUAUUAUUUAAAUUAAUUUAAUAUAAAAUGUAAACUAGGUGUUAUACUUCAAAUAAAACAGUGAUAUUCAAACCAGGUUUAUUAAACAUUUUGAAUUUUAAUUGUAGGAUGCAAGAAAAGCAGCAUGCGACACAAGUUUGUCGCAGGCAACCACUAGUAUGGAACCGGUCGGCCGGAUACAAAUGCGAACUAGGCGUACCCUUCGUGGACAUCUCGCCAAAAUUUAUGCCAUGCAUUGGGGUUCUGACUCCAGGUAAUUAAAGUCUCUUUAGUGACAAUUUUAGUUUUAUUUUAUUUAUAAAUAUUUAUAAUUUUUAAAUACUUAUUUUUAAACUAAUUUUGCGUUAAACAAUAUUGUUUCAGAAAUCUAGUAUCAGCCUCACAAGAUGGAAAGCUUAUCGUAUGGGACAGUUAUACGACAAAUAAGGUACACGCCAUACCACUUAGAUCUAGCUGGGUAAUGACGUGUGCAUAUGCCCCAUCAGGCAGUUUUGUUGCUUGUGGUGGCUUAGACAACAUAUGUUCAAUUUAUAGGUACAUAACAUCAUAUUUUAUUGAAGCAAACUUAAUAAAGUAUCAUUAAUAAUUUAUUUUAAUAAUUUCAGUUUAAAAACAAGAGAAGGUAAUGUAAGAGUUAGCCGAGAACUGCCAGGGCACACAGGUUACCUAUCAUGUUGUAGAUUCCUUGAUGAUAACCAAAUUGUCACGAGCUCUGGAGAUAUGUCUUGGUAAAUAUUUGAGUCUUACAAUAUAAUAUUUUUUAAUUUCUUGGGAUUUCUAUAAUUUAUUCACCUACUAUCCAGUUAUUAGUAUCAAAGUUUGGAUCUAUCACUACUGUAGUAUCCAAAUUAUGAUAUGUUUUUUAAGAUUCAUCUACUGAUAACAUUUAAAGAAAAUGAAGUGUUACAUUUCUAACACACUUUACACUGUUUAUAUCAUUUAUUUCUUCAAUGCUAUUUUUAAUUAAUAAUUAUUGCCAUAUUUUAUAAUUAUUUAUUUCAACUAUAGAAAUACCAAUUUAUUAAACUAAACUUGUUUUUAGUGCAUUAUGGGACAUAGAAACUGGCCAACAGUGUUCAUCGUUCAUUGGACACACUGGUGAUGUUAUGUCACUCUCAAUGUCUCCAGAUAUGCGGACAUUUGUUUCAGGAGCUUGUGAUGCUUCAGCAAAAGUAAAUAAUUAAUUUUUUUCAAUUAAAGUUUUACUUAUUAUAUCUUACAUGUUAUAUAUUUGGUAUUAUUUACAUUAAUUUGAUAAUGUAUUAAUAAUAAUAAUAUUUAUUUAUUUAAAAGUAUUUGUAUAAACAAGUCAAUUAUAUACUGUUUUAAAAAAAUUUCAGUUAUGGGAUGUUCGAGAUGGAACAUGCAAACAGACGUUCCCAGGACAUGAAUCUGAUAUCAACGCAGUCACCGUAAUUAUUUGCGAUACAAUACAUUAUUUAACAUUUUUUAGGAAUUGUAUACUGAAGUGUAUAUUAUAAUAUACUACUUUAUCUUGUUGAAUUAAACAAUUUUACAUUAAGAAUACUUUAAUAAUAUUCUAAAAGUUAUUGCAAUGUGUACAUUUUUUUUUAUUACAUAAAAAGUUUAGUAUACAUAUAUAUAUAUAUAUAUUAAAAUUAAUAAUAUGUUUUUACUUCUAGUUUUUCCCGAAUGGCUAUGCUUUUGCUACUGGCUCAGACGAUGCUACCUGCCGUCUAUUUGAUAUUCGGUCUGACCAAGAACUAGCCAUGUACUCUCAUGAUAACAUCAUAUGCGGCAUAACAUCUGUAUCAUUUUCAAAAUCAGGACGUUUGUUAUUAGCAGGUUAUGAUGAUUUCAAUUGCAAUGUUUGGGACUCAAUGAAAGCUGAACGUGCUGGUUAGUAAAUUUUAAUUAAUUAAUGCAACUUAAAAAAAUAUAUAUAAGAAAACUAUAAGUACUAAUAUUUAUAUAGAUUUUAGGUAGGGCUUGAGUUUCAACCUGUUGCCAGAUACUCCCUACUAUGGCCACUAACUUUUAUUUUAUUUGUAAUUUGGUAUUCAAUAUUAUGGUUAUUGUUGUAUUUAUCUACAUCUGUAUUAAUUUAUUUACUAGGUAAUAUCAAUUAUUUCAAAAACAGUACAUUGCAUAAAAUUGCCAUUAGAUGGUCAUUUAUGGUUAAAUUUUUUUUCAACAACCAUAAAUAGAUUAAAUCAAGAAUUUAUAAAAACAAAUUCUUAAGAAUAUAGGUGGAGACUCUGUCCUACACAUAUUAAUUAAAUAUAAAGUGUAAGAUAAUAAAAUAAACUAAAAAUAAUAUAUUUAAAUAGUAGCGACUUCUUUGAUAUUAUUAAUAAAUUUUACAUUUAAUAGGUGGUUAUUAAUUCUUAGCUACUUGAUAAGUUCCAAGAGAAACAUUAAAUAUAUUAUUAGUUAAAUUAUUUAAUCUAAAAAUACCUAAACAAACAUAUUAAAUACUGGUAUAAAAAAAUCUUUUUCCAUUGUCAUCAAAUGUAAUUUAUUGAUACAAAUCGCAUUGGUACUUAAAAUGUACUAAAAUAACCUUAAAAUUCUAAUCACUAUACAUCAAAUAUUCGCUGAUAUGAUAACAAAAAUUAUUUUAAAUUUUUAAUUUACAAUUAAUGUUGUUAAAAUGUUGUUAAAUAGAAAAAUGUAUUUUUAUAUAUUGAAUUUAUGUUGUGAGUACAUUAAUGUUUAUUAAUAAUAUUUACUAUUUUAUUAAAACAUAAAUAUUGUAAGUUUUUAAUAUAUUAAAAAUAAGAUGCCCAGUAAAAUAGCAUUAUAAAUGAAAAAUAUGUUUGAUUCAAAAACUUUUAUUUUAUUUUAGGUAUAUUGGCUGGUCAUGACAACCGUGUCAGUUGUCUUGGAGUGACUGAAGAUGGCAUGGCUGUAGCUACUGGCUCUUGGGAUAGCUUUUUACGUAUUUGGAACUGAGUUGGCCCUCUGAUGAGACCUAUGAAGCCAAACGGUCCCUGAAUUACAAACCUCCCACAAUACAAAAUAAAUAUAUACAAAUAAAACAAAAAAAAAAAAAACCCAAAUAAAGUAAAAAAAAACAGUUCAAACAUUUUUUUCUCAACGGGGGACCACUCACGCGAAAUGAAAUGUUUUGUUUUAUUCACUUUAAGUAAUCUCUAAGUUGCAUUAUUCAAAAUCAAAUACCACCCGACAUGAAGGUCUUCCGUUUGCGCAUUUUGGGACAAGUGUCCGCGGCUGUUUAGGUGCUCAAAAAAACAAAACCGUGGCAACACAAACUAUCUAUGGAAACGUAGCCUUUACAAUUAUAUUUACAACAUAAUAUACAGAUGUAUAUACAACAUAUAU
This is a messenger RNA of Cinara cedri, 28136 nucleotides long. The record is from the annotation of a GenBank genome assembly. Lineage: Eukaryota; Metazoa; Arthropoda; Insecta; Hemiptera; Aphididae.